Scophthalmus maximus (turbot) is the source of this 3356-nucleotide messenger RNA. It is a transcript of the gene sppl3, whose product is annotated as signal peptide peptidase 3. NCBI's taxonomy places the organism in Eukaryota, Metazoa, Chordata, Actinopteri, Pleuronectiformes, Scophthalmidae. The transcript is spliced from 11 exons. Gene Ontology annotation, molecular function: aspartic endopeptidase activity, intramembrane cleaving. The record is from RefSeq and is a predicted model, not a curated record. Gene Ontology annotation, biological process: membrane protein proteolysis. Gene Ontology annotation, cellular component: cytoplasmic side of endoplasmic reticulum membrane; lumenal side of endoplasmic reticulum membrane; Golgi-associated vesicle membrane. Bases 615 to 1766 code for a protein of 383 amino acids.
CGCGUGUGUGUGACAGGCUGCAGGGGGGCGACCGUCGCGCGCGUUCUGUCAGUGCACGGAACCCUUCCAGCGCGCGUGCCACGCGUGAACCUGUACAGCGGGGCGACUGUGCGCGCUCCCGCGACUCGCCAUAGAAAACAAAGCUGCGCGUCCUCCAUAACAGCGAGCGGCUGCAGACUCGAGGAGCAUCCGACUUCAUGCUGGUCACAUCGCGCUGAGCAUGGAUCUACAGCGGCCGGAGCAUUGUUAGAGACCGGGCCCUUCGCGGCUGGGGGCGACGGCGGGACAUUGGCGAAAAAAGGACGAGAAUAACACCAGUGUGUCUUUCUGGGGGAUUUUUUUCUUUCUUUUUUUUUCUUUCUUUCUCGGGGUGCUUUGUCUUGUCCACCUACCGACAGCGAACCGUCAGCCCCGCUCCAGUCGCAAGAAAUCCAGCUAGUGGUCACUAGCUGCCGCCCGGGGAUGUGUCAUCAUGUUGUCGCCGUGAAGUAACCGCCAGCACGACGGAUUGUGAAGGACAAGCAGAAAAGAACCACCGCCGAGGUCCCCGCGGGUCGUCACCGGGACCCGCAUCCGCGUGAGCCACCGUCGCAGGACCCACUGUUUUCGGCGACAUGGCGGAGCAGGGCUACUCGGCUUGGGCGUACUCCCUAGUUGACUCCAGCCAGGUGUCCACCUUCCUCAUCUCCAUCCUUCUCAUCGUCUAUGGCAGCUUUAGGUCAUUAAACAUGGAUUGUGAGAACCAGGAGAAGGAUAAGGAUGGUAACCCCACGACAACAGGGGCUUUCAACAACGGCAGCACAAACAACAGUAUUCAGACUAUAGACUCCACACAGGCGCUGUUCCUGCCCAUAGGAGCCUCCGUGUCUCUGCUAGUCAUGUUUUUCUUCUUUGACUCGGUACAGGUGGUCUUCACCAUCUGCACUGCAGUUCUCGCAACAAUCGCAUUUGCAUUCCUUUUGUUGCCAAUGUGCCAGUAUCUGACCAGGCCCUGCUCCCCACAGAAUAAGAUUUCGUUUGGCUGCUGUGGCCGUUUCACUCUGGCCGAGCUCCUGUCCUUCUCCCUCUCCGUUUUGUUGGUGCUCAUCUGGGUGCUGACUGGACACUGGCUUCUAAUGGACGCUUUAGCCAUGGGCUUGUGUGUCGCCAUGAUAGCCUUCGUGCGGCUACCCAGUCUGAAGGUGUCUUGCCUGCUUCUGUCAGGACUGCUCAUCUAUGAUGUGUUCUGGGUUUUCUUCUCAGCCUACAUCUUCAAUAGUAAUGUGAUGGUCAAAGUUGCGACCCAGCCUGCUGAAAACCCCAUAGAUGUUCUGUCCAGGAAGCUCCACCUGGGGCCGGGGAUGGGCCGCGACGUCCCUCGCCUCUCGCUACCGGGCAAACUGGUCUUUCCCAGUUCCACAGGAAGUCACUUCUCAAUGCUGGGAAUAGGAGACAUCGUGAUGCCAGGGCUGCUGUUAUGUUUCGUCCUGCGAUAUGAUAACUAUAAGAAGCAAGCGUCAGGGGAAGUCCCGGGGCCUGGUAACAUGCCCGGACGCAUGCAGCGCGUCUCCUAUUUCCACUGCACUCUCAUCGGAUACUUUGUGGGUCUGCUGACCGCCACUGUGGCCUCCAGGAUCCAUCGUGCUGCUCAGCCCGCUCUGCUUUACCUGGUGCCCUUCACCCUGCUGCCUCUGCUCACCAUGGCCUACCUGAAGGGGGAUUUGCGGCGCAUGUGGUCCGAGCCCUUCCACACCAAGGCCACUAGCUCCCGCUUCCUGGAGGUAUGAUGCACCCUGGGAUGAACGACCAGCGGCGGGGAGGACUGCGCAAUCCUUUCUCUUGAUCAGAGGGAAGGAGAGAGAGAGAGAGGGAGAGAGGGUACACGCACAGUGAGGCCACGUUGUCAUCACUUGUUCAUGCUUUCCGCCAAUCUUCUGUGAAAACCCUCAGAAGGACACCAGUGAGUGGAUCACAACGCCCCGACACAACUCAUCUUUGGUCCCCGCAUCCUCCCCGUUUCAUCGCCGCUUCCUCUUUUCUGUUUAUUUCCUCUUCACAUCCUGCCCGGUGCUGUUUUUGUCCUGCCCCCCCCCCCCCUUUGCCCCUUUUUUUCCUCUUCUGUAGUUGGUCUCUUGCUCCGCCUCCUUCCCAUGGUGGCCCGCUCCAUUCGAACGAUCUCUUUUCUCUCUCUCCUUCUUUCCCUGCAUCUUUAAUUUCCUUUGCAUCUGUUUGUCGGCGACUCAGAUGAACUCGAGGGCCAGACCUCUCUCCCCCUUUUUGUGGACUUACAGUUGUGAGACAUGGCUGGGGUUUAUAUAUAUUUUUUUAGCAUUGUCGUGGUCAUUAUUAUUAUUAUUAAUAUUAUUAUUAUUAUGGAACGAUUUACACAAACGUUGAAGAGGCAGAGUGUUGCAGUGGCACAGGACAGUGCUCGGGAGCAGCGACAGUAAAGGAGAAGUCUUCCCCCUCUAUCCGUCUCCCUCAUGCCCCCCCCCCCCCCCCCCCCCCAGGCUUUCUUCAUCUGUUCUCUUCGUCAGCCCUCAACAAUGGCUUCCCCCGACGGUGUGAGCCUCGCCCUCCUCCUCCUCUCUGUUCAUCUGCUGUCCCCCGCCCUCCCAGAUAACUAUGUAUUUUAGUUAAUAAAGUUUUAUUCUUGGCAUAUACAGAAAUUAUGCAUUAUAAAUUCUAAAGCUGCCCCCGGUGUUUGAGGGGCUGCUCUUAUUUGUAUAUAUGUGUACACAUGUAUUUGCGGUAUCAUGAGUUUGUAUUUGUGAUCGGGAGCAUGUUGCGUAGAGGAGGAAACUGACGCCGGGCCAACAGCAACGUUUUGGUAAAAGUUUUGGCUGCCAGUCGAGUCGACCUGUGAACAAUCGUCAUUCGGACGUUGUUUUUCCAAAGUUCGUUGGCUUGUGUGAUAGAAACGUAGCUGAUGGUCUCUUUGGAAGAAAAACAAAAACAAAAAAAAUCUUCAUCAGUGGCUGGUUGAAGAUAGUUAGUUUCCUGCUCUAGUGUUAAAGUGUGAAUGUGUGUGUGUCUCUGUGUGUGUGUGUGGGUGGAAGAGAGAGAGAAACGGAUGUGCGAGCGUUUGUUUUACUUGGUUUUUAAUUUGAAAUCAUAACUUGUUAAACAUGGCGGCAAUAGUCAGGUUUCCAGUGAGCUGGGCGCGUUGCAUCACACUGUCAACAACACACGACAUGUCCAAUGGAAACAGUUUGUGUUUCAUCUUGUAAAGAUUUACUGAACUUAUUCCCAACAGGGGUCCUUUUUAUUUUUUAUGAGUCUUUUUGCAGACGGGUGAAAAUGUAAACUGUUUUUUUUUCUCACGUUUUUUUUUCUAUGUAAAUUGUUCCCCCCCCAAUAAAUGAAUGUUGAAUUAC